Messenger RNA from Fusarium coffeatum, 2016 nucleotides. RefSeq lists its product as uncharacterized. The transcript is spliced from 8 exons. The record is from RefSeq and is a predicted model, not a curated record. NCBI's taxonomy places the organism in Eukaryota, Fungi, Ascomycota, Sordariomycetes, Hypocreales, Nectriaceae. Gene Ontology annotation, molecular function: DNA-binding transcription factor activity, RNA polymerase II-specific; zinc ion binding; DNA binding. Bases 1 to 2016 code for a protein of 671 amino acids. Gene Ontology annotation, biological process: DNA-templated transcription; regulation of DNA-templated transcription.
AUGAAAUCUCAGGUGACAGCCUCUGGGAAACCUAGGCAACGCUCAUCCCUAGCUUGUAACCUAUGCCGAACAAAGCGAAUCAAGUGUGAUGGUCAACGCCCCAUCUGUACAACAUGCAUCACAAACGGCGAGCACUGUGAAUACACAAGCCAGGAUAGCAAUAGAAAGCCCCCAAGUAAACGCUACGUUGAAGCACUCCAGCAACGUAUAAGAAGCCUGGAGUCACAGCUUGAGAAAUACCAAGGGGCGAAUGCUUCUAAAGAUGUUGACGAGUCGUCGCGUCUGGAGGAAUCAUGUGACAACUCAGAAGACGACUCCCUUUCUGACGUUCCCAACUCAACGCACCGAUCACCAACGAGAGACAUUAGUGACAGACUCGGUGCUCUCAACAUUGGCGAAGAUGGCCAGAUCCACUACUUUGGCUCGCGGAGUAACUUCUCUCUACUCAAGAAUAGCCCUGCUGCAAGCUCUACAGUGUCAUCUCGUGAACUCGAGGAGCAGGCUGCACGUACACUCGACUGUCUAGGUCUGCGAGUAGAGGUAUCCGAUGAGCUGCGCGAUCACCUCCUCGAACUGUUCUGGAGCUGGCAAAAUACCUGGCAAUAUAUCGUCGUCAAGCAGCCCUUUCUUGAUGACCUUCUCAUCAAUCAUACAGAGCAAUAUGCUACCCCAUUGUUACUAUCGGCUGUUCUUGCUCUUGCUUCACGAUACUCAGACCGCGAUGAGUUACGGUCAGAUCCUCUUGAUCCUAAUACUGCGGGAAAUGCGCUGGCUGAGCAGGCCAAGAUGAUUUUGUUCUAUGAGAGCCAGGCACCCAAGGUCACUACCAUUCAAGCAACGGCAUUACUUUGUCUUCGUGAGAUAGCUACGGAUAAGGAAGCACUUGGGUGGUUGUAUUGCGGAAUGGCAGCAAGGAUGGCCUUUAACCUUGGACUGCAUCUAGAUCGUACCCAUUGGUGCGAGACAGGCCAUAUUACCGAGCAAGCAGCUGAAGUUGGGGCAACUGUAUGGUGGAGUUGCUACGUGCUAGACAAAUUAUUCAACAUUGGCCUUGGUCGGCCGUCGACUAUACAAGAGAAUGAGAUAUCAGCUGCCCUUCCUUCACUUGAACACAGCGCAGAGCAUGAGCCUUGGUCUAAUCAGCAAACAUCCUUCCCGAAAGGUCAUAUAAUUUCAAAUGUCCGCGCCACGAUUGAACUAUUUCGCAUCACGGGAUCUCCCCUUGACGAGAUUUACCGCCCAAGUAGCCGGAGACUAAGAGCUCACACCCGAGAUCUGGUAACAAAGACACAUGUAGAACUGAUGAAGUUUCAGACUAAUCUACCGAGUUGCCUCCGACUUGUGCCGUCUCCUCUAUCACCCACUCUGCCACAUGUGUAUCAGCUUCAUCUACAAUAUCAUGUUGCUAUCAUUUUGUUACAUCGGCCCUUUAUUGGAGUGAGGGGUCAUGCGUCAGAUCCUGGAGGAUUUCAUCCUAGAGAAGGAUCUACUCAUCUCGUCGAAUGCAGCCAGUCUGCUCAAAUGAUUAGUACAAUCUUAAGAUUGUACAAAAAACACUAUACAUUGCGUCGGAUACCCAUAUCAUCCAUCCACUGUGCUUUUACAGCCUCUAUAAUUCUGCUGCUCGAGGCAACCUCACCUGAUCCGAAAAGUAAAUCGCGGGCGAUUGCUUCGUUGAACAUUGUAGUUGAAGCAUUGAUCGAUAUGAGCACAGCGUGGGCUUGGAGUCAACGUGCACUCCAAGCAAUCCAGAAACUGGCCCGAGAGUGGUCGGUGUGUGAAAGUGCAUUGAUGGCAGUAGGAAUUGAUGACACGGCACCUUCUGUUGAGGAUGCACGGCCAGGUGAAACUUGGGACCCGAAUACUGGUAUCCCUAUGUGGACACUCCAAGGUCUUGGGGGUUUUGAUCUUGAAAUUCCCUUUGUUGGCGUGGGGGGUGAGGGCCUUGAGUACGAGGAUUGGAUCGGGACACUUUUCCAUGAAGCACAAUUUUCGGGUGGAGGACAUGAUACAUAG